Messenger RNA from Pseudozyma hubeiensis SY62, 750 nucleotides. RefSeq lists its product as hypothetical. NCBI's taxonomy places the organism in Eukaryota, Fungi, Basidiomycota, Ustilaginomycetes, Ustilaginales, Ustilaginaceae. The coding region runs from base 1 to 750 and encodes 249 amino acids. The transcript has a single exon. The record is from RefSeq and is a predicted model, not a curated record.
AUGGCCCUCCACUGCCUCACAACUACUAUUGCAGCACCUUUGCCGCUUGAGUACUGGGCCAUCAUGAGGCUCGAGUUCGUUUUAUUCCUGCCUGCAGUCCGAAUAUUCGGCGCUCUGUUGCUCUUUCUGGACCCGGUCUCUGGAGCUGGUUCCGGAACAAAGACCGACGAAGCUUCCACAAGUAGUACGGGCACGACCUCUCGACGAGAGGAUCCACUGCUCAUCUUUCAAAGACCUCCACUCCCGCCAAUCUCAGACCACGAAGAUCUCUAUGUACCCUCCCAAGGCAGGACGUAUAUUCCCGUGGAGGUCACACCUGCAGUGAUCACCUCGGACGAAAAAUACCGUGGCAUCCUGAGACUCGCUCAUCGUCUCAUCGAAAUGGAUCGUGACGGCACAUCGCUACAGGUCGUGGCCCCUCCCGUUACGUCCAGUUCGAGGCACCUGACCGACAUGAGCCAGCGUUUACUGAUGAGUCAGCAUGCAAAGCAGGUGGUUUUCCUGGACGUCUCACCGGACCGUCGUGGUAGACUCGUUGCUGUGCCUUACCGAUUGUCGGAGGGAGUACCUCCAGGAAGACUCAGCUGGGCUAUCCUUCAGGUCCACCCAGCUUCGCGGGGAACACCUCCACGUAUCGACUUUCAUUCAUACGUGUCACACUUUGAGCCCGAUCUCUACGAUCUUGAUCGUAAGCUUUUCAAGUCUCUCGACGUUCAAAGCUUGCACUACUUUCUCACCCGCCGCGUGUGA